Messenger RNA from Hyla sarda, 966 nucleotides. Its product is annotated as olfactory receptor 10A7-like. Gene Ontology annotation, cellular component: membrane. Gene Ontology annotation, biological process: G protein-coupled receptor signaling pathway. NCBI's taxonomy places the organism in Eukaryota, Metazoa, Chordata, Amphibia, Anura, Hylidae. The record is from RefSeq and is a predicted model, not a curated record. The transcript is spliced from 2 exons. Bases 1 to 966 code for a protein of 321 amino acids. Gene Ontology annotation, molecular function: olfactory receptor activity; G protein-coupled receptor activity.
AUGGACGAAGGUGCCGAUAGACAUUGGCCAACUGACAACGACAACAAUCUGACUGAGGUCACCAAGUUUUUCCUUUUAGGAUUUCAAGUCAACUAUAGUUUAAGAAUCUUCCUGUUCUGUCUUCUCCUGGGGAUUUAUUGUGGGACAAUAUGUGGGAAUCUCCUGAUCAUCACCCUGGUGUCCACCAGCAAGAACGUCCACACUCCAAUGUACUUCUUCAUCUCACAGUUAUCUGUAGCUGAUGUAUUGUUAACCAACACUAUAGCCCCCAACAUGUUCCACAUUCUCCUGAAUGGUGGGGCCACAAUGACUUUUGCUUCUUGCAUCACACAGUUUUAUUUUUUUGAUGUAGCUGAAGCUUCUGAAUGUCUUCUCCUCGCUGUGAUGUCUUAUGACCGAUAUAUAGCCAUCUGUAAUCCUCUCCGCUAUACCUCCAUAAUGACAUGUGCCAACUGUAUGAAAUCGGCAUUGGUCUCUUGGUUACUUGCCUUCUCCGCAAUAUUGCUUGACACCAUAACAAUAUCUAAGCUCAUAUUUUGUAGAUCAAAUAUCAUUGACCAUUUCUUUUGUGAUUAUCUUCCAUUAAUAAAAAUUGUGUGUUCAGAUACCUUCCUUGUCCAGUUAGAAGUUGUCCUACUAAGCAUACCCGUCAUCUUCAUACCAACAACAAUAAUCAUUUAUUCUUAUGUAAAUAUUGUUCUUGUUAUUUUAAAGAUUUCUCUCAGUAGCGGUAGACAGAAAGCCUUCUCCACCUGUAGCUCCCACCUCAUUGUGGUCUCCAUAUUCUAUGGGACUUUGUUCGGUGUUUAUAUUGUCCCAACAAAAGGCCGAACACAGACCAUGAGUAAAAUCCUCUCCCUGCUAUAUACUGUAUUCACCCCUAUGAUUAACCCCAUAAUAUAUAGUUUCAGAAAUGAAGAUAUUAAGAAAGCUGCAUGUGACUGGAUCAAUAAAUAUAUCGCUUGA